AUGGCAAAGCUGACCGUUAUUGCGAUCCUAAGCAGCUUUAUAGUUCCAUGCGCUCUAGGACAAAGUACACGUGCAACGGUUAUGUCGUUGAAUGAAAUCUGCUGGAAGCUGCUGUUGUAUCCGUGGUUGGUGAAGCUUGCCCCUUGGAAGGGUAUAUGCUUCCAUCACUUCAAGACCACGACGCCAUUCCCGUACAUCACGCUGCCGCUCAACUACACGUUCCCACCGCCGACAUCGUCCACUCCGAUUCCGUUUACUCCGUUAACGAGUCCUGGGUUAACGUUCAGCACCGGAGCUCCCACAGCUAGUACCAUUCCAACAACUACUAGCACCACAGCUGCUGCCACUACUGUUACGGGGCCACCACUAACUUCCACCACCUUCCUAACAACGCCUCCAUCCGUGACGGUUACGGUUGUUCCGACUGGUUCCACGCAAACCAUCCCGAUUCCCACGAUCACAUCGACGACUCCUAGUAGUAACACCGGGACCACCGUGACAUCGGCCACCGGCACUACAUUCCUAACGAUCACUAAUCCCCCUCUAACCUCGUCUACUUCCCUGUUCCCGACCGUCACCUUUACUAAUCCUACAACAACGGCGGGGAACACGAUCCCCGGUGGUGGUCUCACCUCGACUCUGGGCCCCAUCACCACCAUCACGGGAAUAUCGCCUCUCCCAACGUUCCCGACGUUCUUAUCGACGAUAAAUCCGCCUACUCUUACGAGCGCCAGCACCAUCACCACCACGGCAGCCUGUCCCCCUGUCCCUGUAACUUGUCCCCCCUCGCUGCUUACUUCCACCACGUCCAGUGGCCAAACGAGCAUCGAUCCACGGCAGCUCUACAACGGUUGCCCGUGCAUAGAUCCAAGGGCCCUGUUGGUAUCCAGCAGUGCGUGAAUCACGGCCUAUCUGAAAGACGACAGCUGCCCCACGCCGAACGGCCAGCAGGGUAUCUGUAUCGUGUACGGCAACUGCGACUUCAUUCUCCAGCUGCUGAUACGGAACGCCAACCUGUAC
Molecule: messenger RNA, 1020 nt
Organism: Anopheles cruzii
Lineage: Eukaryota; Metazoa; Arthropoda; Insecta; Diptera; Culicidae
Product: mucin-2-like
Exons: 3
Coding region: 1-900 (299 amino acids)
Source: RefSeq, a predicted model, not a curated record